AUGUCUUAUGGUGUCGCCUUUGGUGAUAUUGAGGCUGACUGUCCCAAGGAGUACUGGUUUGACGGAAGCGUGGAUAUUCAGUUGGUAGCCAAUGCUUUGGAGCGGCUGAUUGCUUGCUAUACAUCUGGUCUAUGGGCGAAAUAUCAUCCGCCGUUGCUGAUAUUGCCAUACUCUGAGCCGGUCUUGCUGCGAUCAUCUGUUAAAAUGCGAUGGCCCCCGAUAUCACAGCGACAUAAGCAGCAAUAG
Zychaea mexicana is the source of this 246-nucleotide messenger RNA. RefSeq lists its product as uncharacterized. The transcript has 2 exons. Lineage: Eukaryota; Fungi; Mucoromycota; Mucoromycetes; Mucorales; Lichtheimiaceae. The record is from RefSeq and is a predicted model, not a curated record. Bases 1 to 246 code for a protein of 81 amino acids.